UAAAAAAACAAAAAUAUUACCCACAAGAAAGAAAGGGUUUUCAAAUUCGAUCGGAGUUGGAGCUCGAGUUAUCUGUGACUGUAUUUCCAUGGCUUCCUACCAACAAGUAGGUCGAGCUUCUAGCUUUGAAUUUGCAUGGGUUUAUUCGAAGCUCCCCACAUCUCACAGCCUACCCCUUCUCAUUUCACUUCCAAAUUCAAGAACCCUAAUGGAAAAACCAUGGAAACUCAUGAAAUCCCCAUUUCCAUCGUCUUGUAGUCAAUCACCUCUGAAUGAUGACACCCAUUGGCCUCCACCACAAAACAGAGAAACUUUGGGCUCUAAUAGUUGUAGCAAUCCCCAUGGGAACAUACCAAGAAAGGAAAGAGUGUUUUUCUUGGACGUUAAUCCGUUGUGCUAUAAAGGGAGCACUCCUAGCCUGCGCUCUUUCGCUCAUUGGAUUUCCCUUUUCUUUUCCCGAGUCAGCCUCAACGAACCUGUCAUAGCUGUUCUUGAUGGGGAAAGAGGCAACGACUAUCGAAGGCAAUUAUUACCAUCGUAUAAAAUGAACAGAAGGAAAACCAAGCGAAGGUUACAUGCUGCUGAAAGUAUUCCAAGGAGAGGGCACCAUAAACAUGUCUUGGAUUUUCUCCACAAAUGCAAUGUUCCGGUUGUGAAGGUUGAUGAGCAUGAAGCAGAUGAUGUUGUUGCGUCACUUGUUCAGCAAGUUCUGGUAAAGGGGUAUCGAGCUGUAAUCGCUUCCCCUGACAAGGAUUUCAAGCAGCUGAUAUCAGAAGAUGUUCAGAUGGUUAUACCUGUUCAGGAGCUGGAUAGGUGGUCCUUUUACACCCUAAAACACUACAUAGCUCAGUACAACUGUGACCCCGAGUGUGAUUUGAGCUUAAGAUGCCUUUUAGGUGAUGAAAUAGAUGGUGUCCCCGGCAUCCAGCAUCUUGCCCCUGGUUUUGGUCGAAAGACUGCUUUGAAGCUCUUGAAGAAGCAUGGGUCUUUGGAAAACUUACUUAGUGCUGUCAGCGUGAGAACUGUUGGUAGACAAUAUGCACAGGAUGCCCUAACAAAACAUGCUGAUUUUCUGCGAAGAAAUUAUGAUGUUCUUUCAUUGAAGAGGGAUGUUAAUGUGCAGAUUGAGGAGCAGUGGCUAGCUAGAAGAGAUGGGAGGAAUGAUUCAGUAAUUCUAUCCAAUUUUAUGGACCUUUUGAGUAAAGCUCAGGAUCUCAAAUGCCUAUAGUUCUCAUUCAGAAGGUAAGAUGCAUUGAGCCGCCCAGUUUAGAUGAGUUUGUGUUUCCUUACAAAACUAAGAUGGGUUCUUGCGACAAACCUGGGACUAAUGAACUUCAGUUGCAACAAGGUUAAACACCAUUGACUAUGUGAAGCCGAGCAGCUGUCUGAAAAAUGGAAAUCCCGCUUUCAUAUAUGUUUUUUGAAAUAAUCUUUGUUCUUAUCAAGUUGCAGUGCACAAAUAACUUAAGAUCUCUGAAAAAGGAAUUGAGCGGUGAAGUUCCUUGAACUUGUUGUGGCAGCAGCCGCCAAAGAAGAAAUAUAGAACCGUAUUGGCCUUGCCAUAAGCUUAAUGUUUAGUAUUUCUUGUCCCUUCACCAUUGAUUCAACAACACUUUCCAUAUUUCACACUCUGUGAAUUUGCUCCUUUUGCUAGAUUCUUGAUUAAUGAAAAGAAAUUUUACUGUGUA
Messenger RNA from Andrographis paniculata, 1688 nucleotides. RefSeq lists its product as uncharacterized. Bases 89 to 1228 code for a protein of 379 amino acids. The record is from RefSeq and is a predicted model, not a curated record. The transcript has 7 exons. NCBI's taxonomy places the organism in Eukaryota, Viridiplantae, Streptophyta, Magnoliopsida, Lamiales, Acanthaceae. Gene Ontology annotation, molecular function: DNA binding; 5'-flap endonuclease activity. Gene Ontology annotation, biological process: DNA replication, Okazaki fragment processing.